UGAGAAUAUUUGAAUUGUGCAGGACAAGAUAUCCUAAUAAUAAACAGUUUAUUAGUUGCUUUAUCAACUAAUGAUGGGAGACCCCCAAACGCAGAGGAUUUCAUUGAAUGAUGCUCAACAAGGCAAAGUGGCAGAUCGGAAAGUCUAUUUACUGGAAGACCUAACAGAUGAAAGUGAACAAAGAAUUAUUCUCUAUGGAGAAGCUGUUGUUGGAAAAACAUGGAUGGCCAGAGAGAUCAGUAAUCUUGCAAAAAAGAAAGGAAAUUUCCAUGCUGUAAUCUGGUUGUUUCCUAAUAAUAACAAGUAUGAGAAUGAUGCUCUUCUGAACAGUAUUGGACGUCAGUUAUCCUUGCUUCGUACUUCUGCAUCAUCUAAUGUUGAUGAUUUUGAAGAUUCAGAGCUGACCAUUGAUAGCCCUGAAAAACUUGAGGAAAAUAUAAGGGCAGAACUUGCAGAGAAGAAGUUACUUUUGGUCUUAGAUUAUGUGCAUAUUGAAGGAAAUGUAGAAAAUGAUGAAAGUGUUAAACAAGAUCAUAUUGAGAACCUUAUUGAUAAAGUGAAAUCCUUGUUAAAUCCUAAUGAGAAAAAAAUCAAGGUUUUGAUAACCAUGAGAUGCUCUAAUCCCUCUGAAUCUCUUAAGCUCCCUAACUCAGUAUCUUUUAAGGUGGAACCUAUGCACGAGCAAGAUGCCACAAAAUUACUGCUUAGACGAGCAGAAAUAAAAGACAUAGAUAAAAGAAUUGUUGGAAAGACUAGUUGUUUACCACCUGCAAUCAUCUUGAUGGCGAAGAUCUUGAGUUUCAUUCCACAGCCUGCUUCUGAAGAAGAGUUGUUAACGAUUUUGCCAACAGCACGUGAAAAAUCUGAUGUUGUAAGUUACUUCCUUACUGAACUUUUGCGCAAUGGGUACACUAACUCUUUGCCUGCUAGUGUGCUAAUUGAUUGCUGUUGGAAAGACAACCACUUUUUUCGUGAUCGUAAAAGUGUGCACUAUAAUGAGUUGAUAACUCAUUGGAUGCUUGAAGGAUAUCUUGGUCCGAUAGAUUUUAUGGAGAAGACAUAUGAGAGAGGACACGAUAUUCUGAUUGAACUCAUGGAUUGUCAAAUAUUGAAGAAAGUUGAGUCUGAUCAUGUUGCACUUGUAAAAGUACCGAUUGAUUUGGAUGAUAUCGUGCCAGGUUUGGGAAACAACCGGAUGGGUGGAUAUGGUGGAACUGCCAAUCUAGGGUUGGCUAGUGUAUUUAAAGUUGGUGAUUGGACAGGAUUUGGGAGAAUCUUCCAGAAAGAUGGUACUAUGAAAACAGUUAACAAGUCUGUUUUAUUGGUUGAUGGAAACUGUCUUGACAGGGCAGUUGGUGGUGAUCUAUUUCAAUCUGUGAAUAAUCCUGAAGUUCUUGUGCUCAUCAACCCAACAUAUAAAUCAUGGCCAUCCACCUUAACUGAGAUGCCCAAUCUUCGCAUACUUGCUAUGAGAGGAUGUGAUUUCUUGCAUGAAAUAAACUUGAAACUACAUUUGAAUUUUGGAUUACUUACUGCUCUCGAGAUAUCUGGUUCUACCUUAUUAACAAAUCUCGCGGAUGAUUUCUUUACAAAAAUGCCAAAACUUCGGAGUAUCAAUUUUUCCGGGAUGCAAAUAGAGAAAUUGCCUCAAACACUUUAUGAUCUUGAUAAGCUAAGCUGGCUCAUUCUUAGAAAUUGUUCUAAACUGAAGAAACUAGAGAGUUUGAAAAAGUUGAAGGAUCUCAUGGUGCUUGAUCUUUGCAGUGCUUCAUCAUUGGAGAAAUUAGCAGACAAGAAUUUCACUCAGAAUACAAAUAUUCAAACACUUAAUCUUUCUGGCACAAUGAUUAAAACAAUUCCACUGCUUAAUCCCCUUAAAGCUCUCACUCAUCUAUUGCUCAAGGACUGCUCGGUGUUGGGCAGAUUGUGUGGCAUUGGUUCAGCAUCAAGUCUACAAAUUAUCGACCUUUCAAUGUCUACUGGUUUUAAAGAAUUUCAUGACAAAACACUUGAAGGACUUAAAGCUCUCAAGGUACUUGAUCUUUCUGAAACUUCUGUUGUAAGUGUGCCUUCAAACAUGAGCAAUCUUCAAUAUGUUAAUUUGAAAGGUUGCAAGAACUUGGGUAAAAACUUGGAUAAGAACGUGAAUACCAUUUCCUUCCUUAAUAAUGUUAAAGACAUUAAAAUACUUGAUCUUUCGGGGACAAUAUUUACAAAUCUUCAGUCUAUCUCAAAUCUGAAUAAUGUUCGUCAGCUGUUACUGUCAAGUUGUUUGCUUCUACAAGAGCUUCCUGACCUAAGUCUGCUUACGGAGCUUGAGGUGUUAGAUCUUUCUGAUUGUACUGCUUUGACCAUGAUACCAGAAAAAUCCUUCCAGUCUAAGCCCAAGCUUCAGAAACUAGAUCUUUCUAAAACUAAGAUUAAGCAACUUCCAUCCAUUUCUAAUCUUAGCAAGCUUCUUUAUUUAUCCCUUGAUGGAUGUACAGCUCUAGAAAAGAUUGUUCUUAACUCCCUGGAAGAAAUGAACAGCAUACAGUAUCUCAAUCUUUCUGAAACAAAGCUCAAAUUGCCAUCAUCCAUGCUAAACACUACGGAUCUUCGCGAGCUGUACUUAAGGGGAUGCAAGGAUAUUGUUGAAGUGCCAAAUUUGGAGAAUUUUACAAAGCUUGAGAUUUUGGAUUUGUCUGGUAGUAGUAUCAGUCAGCUACCAUCCUUAAAGAAUCUUAGUAAACUUCGUCAGCUCCUACUUGGAGAUUGUUUUAGUUUGUCGAAGUUCCAAAUGGAGAUAAAUCAUCUGUUUGGAGCGGGUAUAGCAGAUCUACCAUAUGAUAUCUCUACACUAACUCAACUUGAGCAACUUGUGUUGCCCAGCAAGAAUAAUACUGAAAGUGCUUCUAGCAGUCAGGCUGAGUUGUUGAAUCCAUGUGAUUGGAUCAUCUCUGCACUGCGAGUAGAAAUAAGGGGAGGAGGAUAUGAACUUCUUCCAUCUAUUAGUGGCUUUCGAUUUGCACAGCUUUUGGAGACAGAUCCCUCACUGUGGAAAAAUAUGUAUUUUGUUGCUAUUCCCCUCAAAAGUUCAUAUGGAAGUAAUGUUCUGUCCUUCAAACAAGAUAACUAUGCAUUUAAAGAUAUUUAUUUCAAGACCCGACACUUUAAUGUUGAUUCCUCUGAUGUGAAAUCACUGGAGAUUCGUGGAUUCAAAUGUUUUCCUGCCGAGAUGGAACCAGUCAUGCAAUUUGCUGAGUUUGUAUUUUUAAUCGACAGUACAUUUCAACCUAAGCUCUCAUAUUUUAAAAAUACAAAAGGUUGUUGGAUUGAGAGAUGCGAAAACAUAUGCCAGGUAUUUGAUUUGGAUGGGAAAAACCAGAUUACUGACCUCAAGAGGGGAUUGGAGGUUUUGUGGGUGUCUAAUACAUCUGAUUUGAAAUACAUUUGUAAUCUAUCUGUGCUGCCCAAGUUCAUUGAAAACCUUACACAUCUUCACCUCGAAUCUUGCCCAAAUUUGUCCUCAGUUUUCUCUACAUGUCAACCUCCAGUAAAUCUGAAAGUGCUUCAGAUUAAAUUUUGUGAUGCCCUGGAAACUAUAUUGGGACAACAGUCUGAAGAACCUGUGUUCCUUCUUCUUGAGAUUUUGCAUUUGUGGGAGCUACCGAAGUUAGAGAGAAUAGGUGGAAAAUUGCCAUCUCUAAAACAUAAGAUAAUUGAAAUGUGUCCGAAACUGCCUCGGGAAUUAGAAUCCAGUGAUCAAUGAUCAACCAAUCAACUUUACAGAACUUCUGAAUGAUGUUAUAACCUGAAGACUGUGUUUGAUGUUGGAUGUCAAGUACUUCUUUCCAGGGUGAAAGGUCCAUUUUGAUGAUUUUCCAAAGCUGAAAAUUGAGAGUUUAGAUCAAAAAUUGUCGUCAACUGCCCGAAUUGCAAAAAAAAUCACAAAAUAUACUAGGUGUGACUCCCAACAGCAUGAGCUGAAAACCAGGUUCAGCAGAUGAUAAUCCAAGCUCAGACAACAGGUUUUUAUCCAUGCAAGUUCCAUCAUUACAAUCCUGGUCGAGGUAGUCGCAGGUACCACGGUUCUGUGAACACUAACUUGUAUGCUCCUUUGUGUUUAAUUUUACGUCUCCUGCUUUUUGUUUACUCCGUUGUUUUUUUUGCUGUAUUUUUGCAUAUGUCAUUGGCUUAAAAGACCUUUUUAUAAAAUAACCCUUUGGCCAAAAACAAAAACAAAAAUUAGCUUAUGCACUUGAACUAGAUGGUGUACCUGUUGUUUUUGCUUCUGCAAGUGACAAUUACCUCCCAAAUAGAUCCAAUUCUUUCGCCAUGUUUGUAAACUAGAGACUCUUCAUGAUUGAAUAUAACAACCCUUUUCCAUUAGUCAUAACAUAUACAAUAUCUUGUCGCUAUUAAGUCCUUUGUAUCAAAUAUUGCAUCAUCUUGUGAUCAUAAAUAAUUGUUUACUUCCAUAGGAGUUGGAACUAGUUUGAAGCCAAAUAAUCUAUAGUUUCUUGUAGCAUGUGAAGUGUGUACAAAUUGUUUAUAAAAGGUGAGAGUUUAGUAAGAUCCUUGGAUUCAGAUGAUUUCAUUGAUGAUUCAACACUAUAUGAGUGAGCUAGUUCCAUGUAAGCUUCAUAUGGGAUUGAACAAGUAAUUCAGGUAAUUUGAUUAGUUAAUAUU
Molecule: messenger RNA, 4671 nt
Organism: Impatiens glandulifera
Lineage: Eukaryota; Viridiplantae; Streptophyta; Magnoliopsida; Ericales; Balsaminaceae
Product: putative disease resistance protein At4g19050
Exons: 3
Coding region: 71-3751 (1226 amino acids)
Molecular function (GO): protein binding; ADP binding
Source: RefSeq, a predicted model, not a curated record